Molecule: messenger RNA, 3580 nt
Organism: Vigna angularis (adzuki bean)
Lineage: Eukaryota; Viridiplantae; Streptophyta; Magnoliopsida; Fabales; Fabaceae
Product: nuclear intron maturase 1, mitochondrial
Exons: 2
Coding region: 134-2215 (693 amino acids)
Biological process (GO): mRNA processing
Source: RefSeq, a predicted model, not a curated record
AAUGAAUUUUGAAACUUAUCUGUGAUUUAAAAUGACUCAUGUUUCCAAGGUGCCCAGCAGCACCGUUGGACUCGAAUAGUUCUGGAACGCCAGAGGGAGUUCCCAAGUCAACCAACUGCAAGAAUGUGACAAAAUGUCAUUCAGGAAAAUCGUCGAACACUUUGGGUUCCAUCGAACCACACUCUCUUUCUUCCACUUCCACCGCUUAUCGCGUCCAUUUUCCUCUCAUUCCCCUCAACCCCAUCACCAAGGAAACCAGAACCCAGACCCGCACUCUCUAUUGAAACAAGACCCAAUCGAAAUUUGCACUUCUCUAUGGGUCAAAACCUUCUCCUCUCCGCCAAACACCUCGUUCCCCAACCUCACCGGCUUCCUCUCCAACUUCGAUCUCUGGCUCUUAGCUUACCAACGCUCAUGUGCCCACGCCACCGGCACUUUCCCUCCGCGUAACGCCGUCGGCACCCCCGUUCUCCACUCCCUGCUCUCCCUCCGUAAUGCCGUAAUCCGCAACCGUUUCGAAUGGAACAACAAAACGAAUCCUCUCCUUCGUGCUCCCAACGACGCCGCCCUUUCAAAGCCCCUCUCUAAACGCAGACUCCAAGCUGCUAUCAAAUCCGACGCGUCCUGCUUCCAGGACCGCGUUGUUCAGGAGGUGCUACUCAUGAUUCUCGAACCGGUUUUUGAACCCCGGUUCUCCCCCAAAUCGCAUGCUUUUCGACCUGGUCGAAAUGCCCACACGGUUAUUCGCACCAUUCGGAGUAACUUCGCAGGGUACUUGUGGUUCCUCAAAGGGGAUUUGUCCGAGAUUUUGAACCACGUGGAUCCACAUGUAGUAAUGUGUUCCCUUGAAAAGGGUACCAGGGAUAAGAAAAUUCUGGGGUUGAUAAAAUCUGCGCUUGAGCGGGUAAAAUUGCGUAGUGUAUCGCGCAAGGAAGAGAACGUCGAGGAGUUGAUUAGACUUAAGAAGAGAAGGGCUACGAAGAAGAGGAUUCUAAAAGAGAAUGAGCCGAAACCUGAUCCUUAUUGGUUGAGAACGUUUUUUAGUUUUGCUCCUGAGGAGGCUGCCAAGGUACCUAAUUAUGGCCAUUGUGGAAUUUUAAGUCCUUUGCUUGCUAAUGUUUGUCUUAAUGAGUUCGAUUGUUGGAUGGAGAAAAGGAUUGUUGAGUUUUUUAGGCCUAGUGAGUUUGAUUCCAUAUGGAAGUAUUCGAUUGAUGAUGGGUGUCAUAACCCGGCAUGGCCUGAGUUUGUUCCAUCGAGUGGGAAGGAAAAGACUAGGAAGAUGGAUUACAUUAGAUAUGGGGGGCAUUUUUUGAUUGGGAUUCGAGGGCCUAGAGAGGAUGCUGUGGAAUUGAGGAAGAAGAUUGUUGCAUUUUGUGAGAGUGUGUUUGGGGUGAGGUUGGAUAAUUCCAUGUUGGAGAUUGAACAUAUUACUAGGGGGAUACGGUUCUUGGAUCAUAUAAUAUGCCGGAGGGUGAUACACCCUACCUUGCGUUACACGGGUUCUGGAGGGAACAUUGUGAGUGAAAAGGGGGUGGGGACUUUGCUUUCUGUUACUGCUAGCUUGCAGCAAUGCAUUCGCCAGUUUAGGAGGCUUGAGCUUGUUAAGGGUGAUAAGGACCCCGAGCCACUUCCGUGCAAUCCUAUGUUGUACUCGGGUCAAGCUCACACAAAUUCUCAAAUGAACAAGUUCCUUGAGACCAUGGCUGAUUGGUAUAGGUAUGCUGACAAUCGCAAAAAGGUUGUUGGCUUUUGUGCCUAUGUUGUCCGGAGCUCAUUGGCCAAAUUGUAUGCUGCUAGGUAUAGGCUGAAGUCCCGAGCCAAGGUGUAUGGAAUAGCUUCACGAAAUCUCAGCCGUCCUCUGAGAGAGAGCAGCAACAAUUCUGCACCUGAAUAUUCAGAUCUUUUGAGGAUGGGGCUGGUUGAUGCAAUUGAAGGUGUUCAGUUUUCGCACAUGUCUUUGAUUCCAUCUUGUGAUUAUACUCCAUUCCCAAGGAAUUGGACCCCGGAUCAUGAGAGGCUGUUGCAUGAGUAUAUAAAACUUGAAAAUCCCAAGUUUUUCUGUGAGUUGCUCAGAUCUGUUAAGCAAAAAGGUUUAAAUCUGCCUCAAGAUGAAAUAUCACAAAUGGUAUGGAACUACAAAACUCUAGGAGUUUGUUAUUUUCGAUCUAACGAGGAUAACAAAUUAAAAUCUGAUUUUAAGGAGAUAACUGAGUAAACCUAAAAUAAAUGGAAUCUUCUCAAUACCAAGGUUCUGCUUCCAAAUUGGUGUGAUCUGGUAGAAAAUUGGUUGAGUGCAUUGCCGAGCCUUUUGUUUUCGAGUACUUCAGGGUGAAAAUCCUUCAAAUACCAUUAUCACGAGAAAUGGUAGUCCGUGUUGACAUUAUGUACAUGAAAGGCAGAAUACUCCCAUUGGAUGGGUGCGGGACUCGGAUAGCAACAUUGUAAUUAACUACUGAGUACUGACAAUUUGUAACAUAGCAAAAGGUACAAACAAUUUUUUUAACAUUGUUGAAUUGUUGGCAAAUGGUGAAGUUAAGAUUCAUCGAGGUCGUGGAUUUAACAUGAAAUUAUGAAUUGAGGAAGAUAUUGUUCAUUAUAUUAAUAAAUAUUCUUUUGCUGGUUAUGUCUCCAUGUAAGCACUGCUUGCAAACUUCUAUCUGAUUAUGUAUGUGCUGAAUGUUUGCAUGUGGAUUUCCAGUGAUAUUAAAGAAUUUAGCUUGGGAUAUUCAGAGUUAGAUGGUCUUUUAUGGAAUACAAAGAGGAAAUUCCACGUACUAAUACAUUUUAGAUACUUGCUAGAGAGUGGAGACUAUUCAUGACAUGAAGGAACGUUGAUGAUUGAUAUACAUACAACUUGAGGGAAGUAAAGUUUUCAAGGUAUGAUGUUUAUCAUUCAGUGUACCACUUUUCCAGGAGCUUCCAGUUAGAUCCAUCCCAACUGUGGUAGAAACCGUCCUUUCUUAUUGACCAAUAAACUGUUUGGUGGCCUUUGUCUCUCUUGGCAUGGUACACGUCCCAAGUGGUGAACGACGGCAACCACUCAGCCGUGCAUUUGGAAUCUUGAUCCUCUGUGAUAGUGCUGUUGCGGUGAUGGCAUAGUUUGAGAUAAAUGAAAGGACUUUUGUCGCAGCCAAGUUCCAAUUGCACCUUGGUGUUGUUGGGUAGGUCAUUUCUUAUGUCAACUACUGCGUUCGGCCCGUGACUCUGAGGCCAGGCAAGUGUUGGUGUGGUCAGAAAAUAGAACGAUAGAAAGAGUAGAAAGAAGGCGAAGAAGGGGUGGAAAAAACCCAUGAUGAUUGUAUCGCGUUGAUGGUGGAGUUGGUCUUAAUAGAGAGGGUGGAAACGUAUUAUUUUGUUGGGGUCUACAGUUCACACAAUUCCCGGUUGGUGUACCUUUAUCAAAAAAAGGUGAAUGGUUCACGGUUCCUCCAUUUUAGGAAAACCAUCAUGAUUUGUGCAAGACAAGAUUAGAAACCAGCCUGGACUAUCAAUCAAAUUCAAUAUUUAAGGUUUACGUCAUAUUCAUCCAAGGUUUAUAUAGUUGGGUUGAAUUAAUGACAACAAUAUUUUUCUCUGUCAA